Messenger RNA from Fusarium sp. VM40, 1197 nucleotides. The record is from the annotation of a GenBank genome assembly. NCBI's taxonomy places the organism in Eukaryota, Fungi, Ascomycota, Sordariomycetes, Hypocreales, Nectriaceae.
AUGAGGUACUCUAUCGUUUCCCUGCUUACUCUCGCCCUGGGAGCCAUUGCGGUUCCCAAGGCCGAUAUCAAGUCUUACAAUGGCUACAAGGUCUUCCGUGUAAACACUCACGGCAACUCCGACGUCACUGAGAAGCUGUCUUCUGUUACCUUUGAUGAAUGGGAGCACGGCUAUCAGCACGUCGACAUUGUUGUUGCGCCCAAUGAUGUGGAUGCCUUUGAGAGUCUCAAGCUGGAGUACACCACUCUUCACGAGGACCUAGGCACUUCCAUCACCGGUGAGAGUGUCUCCCGUAAGAAGUGGAAGCGUCAGGCCGAUGACGAUUCUUGGUUCGAUGAGUUCCACAACUAUGAGGAUCACAUCGACUACUUCCGGGACUUGCAGUCGCAAUUUCCCAACAACUCCAAGAUUGUGUCCUCGGGCAAAUCCUACCAGAAGCGUAACAUCUACGGUCUUCACCUCUGGGGUAAUGAUGGUCCUGGAAAGCCUGCUGUGCUGUACCAUGGAAGUGUCCACGCGCGAGAGUGGAUUGCUGGUCCUGUCUACUCUACCACUGCCGAUAGACUCUGGCGAAAGAAUCGUCAACCUCCACCCGCAACUGCUGCGAACCAGGCAUGCAUUGGUCGUGAUAUCAACCGUAACUGGGAGUUUGGCUGGGACUCCAACAAGCGUGGUGCUUCUACCGAUCCUUGCUCUCAGACGUACCGUGGCGAGAAGCCAUCCGAUAGUCCCGAGAACCAGGGACUCGACAAGUUCGUUCGCCAGCUGCGUGAUACUGUCGGUAUUGUUCUGUACAUCGACUUCCAUAGUUACGGCCAAUACAUCCUGUCGCCCUUCGGUUACAAGGAGGAUCUCUAUGCGCCUGAGCUUGGAAAAUGGACCAAGGCCGCUGCACUCGUCAGUGAGGCUAUUCGCGAAAGCUCCAAGGACCAGACUACCUACACCUUUGGACCCAGUGGAGCUGUCUUGUACGUCACCACCGGCGCAGCUCCCGACCACGUCUACAGUGUUGGCGGUGCCAAGUUCUCAUACACAAUUGAACUACGCGACACUGGUGAGAAUGGCUUCGUUCUUCCUCCUGAGCAGAUCCGCCCCAAUAUCGAGGAACAAUGGGCCGGCCAGAAGGUGCUCCUUUCUCUCUUGGACGAGACCUUCUUUGAUGGCAAGGGUCCUGCUCUUUACCAGGGACAGACUUAA